UUCACUGCAUGUUGUUUUGGCCUUCGCCGCUUUUUUCCUCUACAAACAUUAUUCCACGCGUUUUGUUUACGCGUAAAGGAUGAUGUGGUACCUUGCUAUCAAUAAUUUGAUUAACAUUUUCCAUCUGUGAUACAUUUGCGAUGGUUGUAAGAAAUAAGAAGAGAAAAGAUAGGGGAAAAGAGCGACGAUUGCUAAAUGUUAAAUAUAAGAAAAAUAUUAUGCCAUUAGCUACUAAACUUUCUAUAAGCUCCGUUAUUUCUAUUACAGUUAUUUUUUUAGCAUAUUUAUAUAAUAAAAAUGUACGCGAUAAUGGACUUCUGCUGUUAGAAGAAACCCUUUCUGGCCUUCUGAAUGAGGAAAAAUCUGUAGCGGUGAAUCCUGAAGCUAAAGUUGCUAUUGGCUUUGGAUCUUGUUUGGAUAUUGUAGUUCAAAGUAACGAAGUUGUUUUUGAUCAAGCACCCGAAAAUCCAGAGCAUUUCUUUUCUGUUUCGUCAAGAGAGGAGUUUUUGAAAGUGUUUGCUUACUUCUACCGUCAUGGAGCUGCAGCAGAAAGAUAUAUUUCAAACUCUACUUUUUUCAAUGAAUUGGUGGAAAUGGCAAUGAAAGCUCCAAGUGCUCGCUCAAUGAUUGGCGGCAAUGCUCCAGUAAUGGCAAAACGAUUUGCCAAGGAAGGCUGCCAGGUGCUGUUGGGAGCUCAAGUUUCAGAAUCUCUAAAGAACAGGAACAGUUUUCAGAAAAAAUUACUGUUUCAGGGCCCAUCAGUUAAAGAUGAUGAUAUUCAUUUAUUGCUGGAAUAUCCUGCUGGCCAAAGAUGGGGACCUUUUUCUCCACCCAGGGCAAAUCGUUUUAUUGUUCAUAAUGAUCAUGAAAAUCCUAAACUAUCAUCAAUUGAUAUGUUUAUCCAGAAAGUGAACUUAUACAAACCAGAUCUCUUGGUGAUAAGUGGUUUACAUAUGAUGGACAAUUUUCCUAUGCCAGCAGAUGCCCAACUGAAACAGCUGCAGAAAGUUCAAGCAUUAAUGGCAAAACAGCCUAACAAUGUGAGAAUUCAUUUUGAAAUGGCAUCUUUCAGUGAUGAAACGCUUCUAAAAAAUCUUGUUGAAAAUAUAAUUCCGUUUGCCGAUUCUCUUGGAAUGAAUGAACAGGAGCUCCCUAAUUUGUACCAGAUGAUGAAAUAUGGGAAUGUAAGUUUACUUGCUGAAUCUCGCCCUAGAAUUGCAGCUGUUUUAGACCAGAUGAGGAAUGUAUUCAACUAUCUACAAGGUACCGAAGAAACUUCAGGUCGUCGAAAACUAACCAGACUGCAUGUACAUACUUUAGCGUUCCAAGCUUUUCUUGUUAACAAAGAAUCUCAGUGGAAAAACACAAAAGCAGCAGCAGCCAAGUCUGCUCUCACCGCCAACAGGCAUACAUGUGGAUCUGAUGAAAUCAAUAUAAAAAAUGCCAAACUCAUAAUGGAUGAUGCUUUUACAUCCAGUAUGCAACAGGAUUUCCAUCGCAUUCCAUUUGAAACUAAACAGCCAGUCUCUUGUUGGGAUGAAGAUGACUUAAUGUUUUGUGUAUCGCCUGUGCUAGUGUGUACAGAUGUCUUGCAGACUGGUGGAGGAGGUGAUAAUAUUUCUUCAGCUGGGCUAGUUUUACAAAUAUGAAAAAUUGUUUAACUUUUUGAUCAGUACUUCCCAAAGUGUUGAUAUCCAUGUGCCUAAUCAAAAAUUUUGUUUUUGAAAUGUUUGUAGAGACAGUUAAGCAUUGUCUCAGAAUUUUUAAAAACAGCAGAACAUAAAAACCUAAACUGCUUAGAAAUGUAACCUGUCACCUCAAAAACUUGAUAAAGAAAAGUUUUGAAGCUUAACCAUGUGAGGCAAAUGCAGAAUAUCAAUCAAAGUCUUAUAAAAGUUCAAAGGGUACAAGCAGGCUAAGACUUUACAAUGGCCACAACUCACAACAAAGCUUGGUGAUACAAUAGUUUGGUAAUUGCUGAUCUUUUUACGUUUUUAUAUUGUUCAUUCGUUGGUAAAACAUUCCUUUUUUGUUGUGUCAUAGCUACUUCAUGGAAGGACCAACAUUUAAAAAUAAAUUUCUGUUCCUAGUUGAUGAGAAAUCAGUGAAGCCCGUGUUAAAAAAUAUAUUUAUUCUUUUGGUAUCAGAUUUAAUUAUAGUAUGAAUUCAGUGAUUUAAAAAGAGAAAAUUCGUUAUGUUGAUUUUAACAGCAGCAUAUUAUGGGACUAGAUCCCAAGUAAAAUUGGACAAAUACAUUUUAGGGCUAUAACAGGGGUAAUAGUGAACUCAAGCAAAACUUUCUGAAGACAGUGAAAUUUUUGGAAACUAUGAGAAAGCUAGCCCCCCCCCCCCUGUAAAAACUUUUCAAAUAUGCAUGCAAAAAUCAUGGGGGAAAAACUUAAAAAUCUUUUUUUUUUUUUCAAAUGAUUUUUCAGUUUCUAAAUGUGUUGUCGGCUCAAAAUUUUCGGAAUCGGCAGCCCAGAACUUUUGAAUCACAAACACCCCUGGUUUAUAACUGCCCUUUCUUGUGCCAGCCAGGCUGGCAUUUUGGGUCAGCUGCUUCACUUUUCCAACUGUGCAGUAAUUUGGUGCGAAGUCUGACUUCCACAGUACACCAUGCUAUAAAGAGCUGUUUAUAGUGUGGGCAACCAUUCCUAGCACAAUAACACAUUUGCACAAAGAAAGGACAAGGACAGGAGAGAUAAAAACCAUCUAUGCCGAGCCAGGUUUUGAACCCGGGAACUCCCCAUGACAGUCCAACUUCUCUAGAUCACUAGAGAAGGCAGUCGGCUAUAAGGCCCCUUUAAUUUUGUAUAUUCAAGAUCCCUCCUCCCCUACACACUCCCCUCCACUUACACAGUACUUAGUCAAUUUCAUUUACACUUUUAAGAUUUUAAAAAUCAUUAUUAAUUUUUAACCCAUCCUCUUUAAGAGACAGGGGGAUGGGCAGUCCUAGUCAUUAAAUUUGUAUACCUACUAUAAUUAAAAAAAAAGUAAUCUCUUUUACACCCGUGUGUUACAAUAGAAAAUGUUAAAUUACAAUCGCUGCUUAUUAUUAACUAGAAAAUCGCCCGUCAGGGUAUGACAGGUCAAAAUUGCUUCUACAUUUGAACAAAGCCAUUGCCUGUUUGGUGAUAUUUUGAUAGUUGAAAUUAUAAUCCCAACUCCAGUGGAUCAAUCAUAAAUUCUAGUAGAUAGUGUUCAUUGUUGACCACUUUUCGUUUCUUCAUUCUCCUAAAAUGAUUCUUAUCAGUGAAAGUUACAGAACAGAAUGAAUCCAGUUCAGCCUUGUCAGAAUAAAACAUUUUCGUGCAGUGCACGUCAAACAUUACCAAAAAUGUUAUCAAAUUAGCAGGCUGUGGUGUGAGCUUUAUUGUUGAUGAAGUCAGGAGCGCUACUCAAUCAGUGAAUUCGCUGUUAUAUAUAUAUAUAUGAGGAUUUGUUAAAGUAAAUUUGAUUUCUGUAAAGAACUACAGAAAUACUAAUCACACCCCGGCAAGGAAAGCGACAAACUUGAGAGAAAAAAAGAACAUUUGGGAAAAUCAAGGUUUUUACGCAACAGUAGUUUUAAGUGAUUUAGUCUCAAAAACCACAAUGCCCAUAAAACAAUUAUGAUGUGAUGUUCACUGGUUAGUUUUUGUUGUCUAAAUUAAUGAUAAGUACUUCAAGUUCAAAAAUAUUUCUCUAAAUAAUGAAAAUUCAAUAAUGUAUCACUAUUUAUAAAAUCCUUUUGAAGCCAUCUUGCACCAUUUAUGUAAGCUAACUUAGUGGCAAGAAGGACCAUCAAAUUUUCGAUUUUAAACCACUAGUUUGUACUCCCCAAAUUUUAAGCUGUGUCUCUUUCCAUGUUGGGGUGCAAUAUUUUGGACAUAUUUACUCAAGAGAGUUUAAGUCAAUGAGUUUAUAAUAAUAAGAGAAUUAAUUUAAUUUCCUUUUCAAAUGCACCUCCUGGUAGAAUACCGGAGUGUAUACAAUUUGGUCUGCAUUUUAUGAAGGUUCUUAUUAGUUUUGUUUUAAGAACUUAUGCAGGUUGUGAGAGAAAAUUGGACAAAACGGGGGGAGGGGGAUGUCCUUCCUUUGCUGUGCCUCUGCAUUGAAUAGAUGUGGUCUUGUUGCCAGGAGGAUCAAUGCAAACUUUUAAGUAAAUGCAAACUCUUGAGAAAUUUAAAUGUGUUUGUUUUGUUGAAAGUUGUAAAAUUCCAUUUUUUUUCACUACAAUUUUGUAUUUUUUUAAAAAAUAUUUUUAAGUUAGUAUAAUUUUGUAUUUAAAAUAAUUUAAUACAUGUAUUGAAACUAAA
This is a messenger RNA of Uloborus diversus, 4298 nucleotides long. RefSeq names its product ADP-dependent glucokinase-like. Gene Ontology annotation, cellular component: endoplasmic reticulum. Lineage: Eukaryota; Metazoa; Arthropoda; Arachnida; Araneae; Uloboridae. The record is from RefSeq and is a predicted model, not a curated record. Gene Ontology annotation, molecular function: ADP-specific glucokinase activity. Gene Ontology annotation, biological process: glucose metabolic process.